Messenger RNA from Ylistrum balloti, 1731 nucleotides. Its product is annotated as cilia- and flagella-associated protein 157-like. NCBI's taxonomy places the organism in Eukaryota, Metazoa, Mollusca, Bivalvia, Pectinida, Pectinidae. Bases 1 to 1731 code for a protein of 576 amino acids. The record is from RefSeq and is a predicted model, not a curated record. The transcript is spliced from 10 exons. Gene Ontology annotation, molecular function: microtubule binding. Gene Ontology annotation, cellular component: ciliary basal body; cilium.
AUGCCACCGAAGAAAAAAAAGAGCGGAAAAAAAGGGAAGAAGAGUGGAAAAUCUGGGCGUGGAUCACCUUCUAAAUCGUAUGGGGACGGUGUCAACGAAAUGUCGAAAGAUUUCGUAUUUAUGCAGAUUAGAGAUUUAGAACUUCAGCUAAUGAAGUACCAAGCUAAAGCGGAAGAACUGGAGAAAAACCAGAUUGUUCUGCAGGAAAAGCAUGAUGAGAUGGCUAGAGAGAACGCCGACAUAGAAAAGUUCUUUCAGGCUCAAGAUAACGAAAAAGAACAAGAAAAAGCUCUGAUCAUGGAAGAGAUAAACGGAGUACAAACGACACGGGAGGAAGAGAAGGAAUGGGCUAAUGGUCAGAUUGACCAGAUCCGACAGGACUUUCAGGACACGAAAGAGAGGCUUACCGCAGAGAAUAGCCUACUCAGUCAACAGCUGAAUGAGUUAGAAGAUUUCAAAUUGAAGAAAGAGGAACGAAUAGCUCAUGUGGCUGCCAUGGAGGAGCAUAUGAAACAGAGCGACGAGGACCAGAAGUACAUCAUUGAAAACAUCCGCUUAAAGGCAAUUGUUGAUAAAGACAGAUUGAAAAAGGAAAUGGUGGACCAGGUGAAUCAGAGAGCUGCAGACUUUAGAAAGGUAUCUAACAAACAAAUGGCAGACACAACAAAGCGAGCUAUCCGAGAGAAUGUGUCGAUACGAGGGGAGAUAAUUCAGACGUCAGACAAAACUAUCGAGUUAAUGGCAGAAAAUGCCGAGGUUCGCGCACGUGUAGCUGAACAGGAAGAACGAAUAAAAAUGUUGGAAGAAAGAGAAAAAGAUCUUGCAAAGAACAACAGUAGCAGUACAAAGAUAAUAAAAAUGCUGAAAGGCAGAAGUCAACACAUGAAGGAAUUACUGGAAGAAAUGGAAAUGAGAGACCACGCCUUCCAGGACCUUGAUGGAGAUCGGGCUAUCUUAGUUCCCCAAGUAGAAGCCCAGAGGUUACACAAAGAACAACUUAUCCGAGACAAUAAGCGACUACGUGAGGAGAUACGAGACGUGAAAGGAAAACUGAGGAAGGAGAACCGAGAGAUGAUGAAAUUAGGAGAGGUUCUCAGUAACGCUUCUAGUACCAUCAAAGAGGUGUUGGUGAAAGAAAAUAAUCCAGGAGUUGUUACCCCUGUAUACGGAAUGGAAGAGGAAAGUGAUACAGAUCGUAAAAACACUCUAUUGGAAGAAUUGCUUGGUAUGGUAACCAUGGUUACAACGCCGAAAUCUGGAAAAAGUAGUCAUGAUAGAUAUAGAAUACGUAAGAAGAGCGCCAGUGAAAUACCCGGCAAAAAAUCCUUGAAACGAGGAGCACUACCUGUGUCGCCAAUAGCCACAAAUGCAAAAGGUACACUGUUUCACUACCAGCCUGGGGACUUAGGUAUGGUACCUCGACCAGAAAUACCAAUACUUUCCAGUGUUGACAAAAUGCGAGUAAAGUCAGCCACAACCAGAUUAGGGGAACUCCGGAAGAUGCUCACAAACUCUGUAGCGGUACAGACUGUGAGCGCACCAAAGGCCUUGUACUAUGCUGAUCAUCUCAUCGACAAUAUUACCCCAAGACAACAACAAACCUUACUACACGAACAAGGACGGGAGCAUUCUCGUGAUCAGCUCCGGUCACGUGGAACGCCUUUAGGCAAUCUUGGCCCUGCCAGUCCGGCUAAAAGGAUGCUAUAUGGAAAGGGUCAUAAAGUGACAUGA